GUAUUGUCCGUCCUAAAAAACAUCCUAGCUAACGGCGCCAAAAACGGCAUAAUAAUAAUCAAUCUUUUUCGUCAUUUCUUCAUUUUCUCUCUCCUAAUUUUUCUCUCUCUACGUUUUUCACUGUUCGUAAAUUUUGCUCUGGCGGCGUUUCUUCACAAUGGAGGAUCCACCAAUUCCGCUUCCCCCUCCUCAAAAUUCCAAGAAGAGAAUGUUUGCCGGAACUAGUAGUGGUGGUAGUAGCAGUUCGUCGUUUGUUGAACCUGAUUUGAUGGAAAUUCCGCCUCCUGCGAUGUGGAAAUCCAACUCACUCAAGAAAAAAUCGAAUAUCAAAUGUGAGGUUGUUAAUCUUGAUGGUGAAGAUCCUGAUGAUGUUGUUAUUAUUGACGAGAAGGUUGCUGCUAAUGCUAAAGGGAAGAAACCUAUGCUUCAUUUUCUUGCUGGAGAUGAGGUGAUGGCUAAUGAUGGAGCUCCUUUUGUAUUUGAAAAAGAUUUGACGAGAGGGGGUUUAAGUUCUCAAGUAUCUUUCAUUGAUGAUGACUUUGAUUUUGGCGGGUUGGAUGAUGAUGAGAUGUUCUGUGAUAAAGAGUGUGCUAUGCUGCAAGCUCAUUUUGAUUGCAUAGACAUUCCAUCUGGAGUAGAAGCUGCAGUUCCCUGGUGGCCGUCUGGGACAGGAAGUGAGAAACAGUCUGUUAUUUCAAACAACUCUUCUGUAUUUGGCACGCAAAGUAACUCUACUGUUGGUGUUUCUGACUUGGAUCAGUUUCAGUUACGGGGUUCCCAUAAACCUUUACCAUUUAAAAAGUCUGUUGCAGCGAACAGCUCUUCUGUAUUCAACAAACAAACUAGCUCUACUGCUGGCACCUUUAAAAAGUCUGUUGCAGCGAACAGCUCUUCUGUAUUAAUCAAACGAACUAGCUCUACUGCUGGUGCCUUUAAAAAGUCUGUUGCAACGAACAGACCUUCUGUACAUGGAAAAAAAAGUAGCUCUACUAUUGUGGAUCAGUUUCUGCCAUGGCUUUCCAAUAAACCUUUACCGCCCAAAAUGUCUGUUUCAGUGGAUGACUCAUCUGUACUUGGCAUGCAAAGUAACUCUAGUUACCCUACUAUCGGAUCCUCUGACAUGGAUCAGUUCCCAUGGCAUUCCCAUAAACCUUUACCGAUCAACAUGUCUGUUUCAGCGGAUGACUCAUCUGUACUUGGCACGCAAAGUAACUAUAGUUACUCUACUGUGGGCGCUUCUGACAUGGAUCAGUUUAUACCAUGGCAUUCCCAUAAACCUUCAGCCUUCAAUAACUCUGCAUAUAAAAAUGCUUUUAAUGGAUCAAAGCUUCCUUACUACGGAUUUCCAUCUAUUCCAAGCUACUAUGGUCAGACUAGUGGUAUGAUUACGCCGAAGUUUGAUUGGCAACUGCCACCUGGGCAUGGCCCAACAAAUCAAGCUAGUUCCAAUAAUGAUUAUUAUCCUUUUGUGUCUCAAGGCUUUGCAAAUCCUUUUGUGUCUCACGUAACUAGCUCUACUCCAUUUUUUUCUGGUGGCAUGACCAUAGGUCCUUGUAAUGAUCCUUCAGUGAGACUUGAUGUUGAUAUUUCAGCACAAAUCUUACCACCGUGUCCUAAUGGACAAGGAGAUGGUAGUGAAAAUUCUUUGGUAAAGAAGCUGGAACUUUUCAAGAAAUUCGAUACUUUAGAAGAUCAUUCAGGUCAUUUGUAUGAUAACAAUAGGGAAUCUUGUAGUCAGCCCAAAAGCUGGGUAAAUAAAAUUGCUGACGAGUGGAGAAUGCUUGAAAGAGAUUUGCCAGGUACAAUUUUUGUCAGGGUUUAUGAAGCAAGGAUGGAUUUGUUGAGAGCUGUUAUCGUGGGAGCAGAUGGUACUCCUUAUCACAACGGCCUCUUCUUUUUUGAUGUUAAUUUCCCUCUCACCUAUCCAAAUGUGCCACCAUUUGUUAGGUACCAUGCACAUGGCCUUCGAAUUAACCCAAAUUUAUAUAAUUGUGGGAAAGUGUGCCUAAGUCUUCUAGGCACUUGGAGCGGAAGUGAAGCAGAGAACUGGCGUCCUGGCAAGUCAAAUAUGCUACAAGUCUUACUCUCAAUACAAGGGCUUAUCUUGAAUGCUGAGCCUUUCUUCAAUGAGCCUGGUUUCGAGAGCUCCAAAUAUAGCCAACAUGGCAAACAACAUUCUAAGAAUUACAGUGAAAAUACGUUUCUCCUAUCUUUGAAAACAAUGCUUUAUACAAUGAGAGCUCCACCAAAGUACUUUGAAGACUUAGUUUUUGGGCAUUUCUACAUGCACGCUCACGAUAUACUAGCGGCAUGUAAAGCAUACUUGGAUGGUGCUGAGGUUGGAAGUUAUGACAAAAACAAAAGCCCAGCUUCUGAAGUGAAUGGCUCAAAUUGCUCUGAAUUGCUGAAGAUGACUUUACCAACAUAUAUCAAGUCACUCGUGGAAGCUUUUACCAAAAUCGGUGUCAAAGACUGUGAGAAAUAUUUAGUUCCCGUUGACAAAGUUUUUACCAGAGUUGGUUCCUCUUCUCGUAAAAAAAUCAAACCGCUGGCUUUUAAAGGGGUAAAAAUGCAACAAAACCAAGCAACCCUUGAAAAAUUUCAAGACCAGUUGCUGGAUGAUAAAAAACAUCAGUAAAUAUCCUCACUAAUGCUGACUGAUAGAUAGACGAUACUGUUUUGAUUACAUUGUAAAUAGGCGGAUCGCGGAUGUAAUAUUUUGGGGGGGUAUCAGGUAUCUCAAUUCCUGCUGGAACUUAACUUGCUUCAGUUUGGAAGAGCGGGAAUAGGUCUUUCAAGAGCUUAUCGCAUUUGUCAGAAGAUGUAACAGUGAAAUAUUUUGUAAUGUUAUGACAGUUGGUUAAAUGAAUUUUCUCUGAUUACUGUGUUA
This is a messenger RNA of Spinacia oleracea (spinach), 2890 nucleotides long. Its product is annotated as probable ubiquitin-conjugating enzyme E2 26. The transcript is spliced from 8 exons. Gene Ontology annotation, molecular function: ubiquitin conjugating enzyme activity. The coding region runs from base 158 to 2638 and encodes 826 amino acids. The record is from RefSeq and is a predicted model, not a curated record. Lineage: Eukaryota; Viridiplantae; Streptophyta; Magnoliopsida; Caryophyllales; Amaranthaceae.